AUUAUACACUCCAGGUUGGGGUUUACAUUUUUGUAACUUCUAUUACAUCUUUAUCUAUACUAAUACAUUUAAUAACCACAACUAUAAAAAAUUUGGAAGUGCCGGUGAUGGAAGAUGUCACUCUUGUGGCAUCGAUUACAGGAAUAUACUACAUGACAUUUAUUUACGUGAAAAAUCAACCAAAAUUAGCAAAUCUUUUAAAAGCAAUGUCAAAUUUUCAAAGUUUUGGAAAACCAACUAAUUUUGAUCAAAAGGAAAAAAAAUUGAAUUUUCUAUCUAAAGUUGUUUUUAUUUAUCUCACAGUUGGCUUGACGCAGUACAUUGCACUGAAAUUUAAUCAAAGAGAAGAGUGUGAGGAAAGGAAUAAAAACCAAGGUCUUAGAGAAAAUUGUGGAUAUAUGGCACAAUUGUGGACUCCUUUUAGUACACAGAAUAUUGUUGUUUAUUAUUCGUUUCAUGUACACGUAUUUCUCUCCAUGCAGUUGUUAAUGAAACCCAACAUGUUACUAACGUAUCAUGCUUUCGAAAUUACAGAACAUUUGAUUUUAAGGAUUGAACAUUUAAAUCAGAUGUUGCAUGAAUGUUUUGACAACGUGGAUUAUAAUUUUUCUCGCUCUAGACUAUCUAAAUGUAUUUUGUAUCAAACAGAUAUACUGAAUUUGGCUAAAUCACUGGAUGAAUGCUUUUCGAAUGGAAUGUUGACUCAUAUCACUAUUACUGCAAUAAUUUGCGCUUGCAUAGGAAAACAGUUUACUGAAGGUGAUUAUCUAUGUGCUAUAAUACAUUUUUCCGGCUGGAUUUUUACUCUAGUGUUUGCCUGCUUUUCGGGGCAACAGUUAAUUAAUGCCAGUGAAUCUAUUCCUACAGCUAUAUGGUUUUCAAAAUGGUAUGAAGUGGAUAUUAAACUGCAACGUGAAGUUUUGUUUGUAUUGGCAAGAUCUCAAAAAAUUUUCUAUCUCACUGCUGGCCCUUUUAAUGUUCUUUGUUUUCCUCUAUUUGUUUCGGUGGUCAAAAUGUCGUAUUCAAUGCUUUGUUUAUUAACAAAAUAAAAUAGCCAGCUACAAUUCGUCAGUA
Messenger RNA from Zophobas morio, 1074 nucleotides. Its product is annotated as odorant receptor 85b-like. Gene Ontology annotation, molecular function: olfactory receptor activity; odorant binding. The record is from RefSeq and is a predicted model, not a curated record. Gene Ontology annotation, biological process: sensory perception of smell; detection of chemical stimulus involved in sensory perception of smell. The transcript has 6 exons. Gene Ontology annotation, cellular component: plasma membrane. NCBI's taxonomy places the organism in Eukaryota, Metazoa, Arthropoda, Insecta, Coleoptera, Tenebrionidae. The coding region runs from base 108 to 1049 and encodes 313 amino acids.